Messenger RNA from Leptosia nina, 861 nucleotides. NCBI's taxonomy places the organism in Eukaryota, Metazoa, Arthropoda, Insecta, Lepidoptera, Pieridae. The record is from the annotation of a GenBank genome assembly.
AUGGGAUUAGCAACAGUAGUCGAGAACGAGGCGCAUUUCCAAUCUGAAAUGGCGAACGCCGGCACUAAAUUAGUCGUUGUAGAUUUCACAGCGACUUGGUGUCCACCAUGUCAGAGAAUUGCUCCCUUCUUUGAGCAGUUACCUGCGAAGUUCCCGCGGGCAGUUUUCUUGAAAGUAGAUGUAGAUAGAUGUGCAGAAACAGCUAGUGCACAGGGAGUCACUGCGAUGCCAACUUUCCUAUUCUAUCGUAAUAGAACAAGGAUUGACCGUCUUCAAGGUGCUGAUCCUGGUACUUUAGAGAACAAAGUGAGACAGCAUUAUGGUACUGAUGAUGCUGGAGAUGAAGAUAACUCGGUCGCUGGUCAUAUGGAUUUGGUAACAUUUAUAAUGAAGAAUGAAUGUGAGUGUUUAAAUGAGGCUGACAACCAUCCUUUAGCACAUGCACUGACCAGUGGAGGUGGAUACCUAGCCAGCGACUGUGAUGAACAGCUCAUUAUCAAUAUAUCUUUUAAUCAGUUAGUGAAACUGCACUCUCUGAAAGUCAAAGGACCAGCAGAUAAAGGGCCAAAGGUUAUAAAGCUAUUCAUCAAUCAACCAAGAACGCUAGAUUUUGAUCAAGCUGCUGGCAAUGCUUCCAUUCAGGAAUUGGAAUUAACACCAAGUGAUCUGGAGGGAAAUCCAGUGCCGUUAAGAUUUGUUAAAUUUCAAAGUGUACAGAAUAUUCAGUUGUUUAUAAAGGACAACCAAUCUGGUGACGAGGUGACUCAAAUUGACCACCUAGCUUUUUACGGUUCACCGAUUUCCACUACAAACAUGGGAGAAUUCAAACGUGUAGCUGGCAAAAAGGGUGAAAGCCACUAG